CGUUGCUGCUGGAGCUCCGCCGCCGUCACCGUUAUAUCUGCCAAGUGUCUGCGGGAGUUUGAAGCUCUGUGAAGGGAUGAGACGACGGAGAAAAGAGGACGAAGUCCGCCAGGAAACUUGCUCGAAAUUCUGGAAAAUGAUUUCAAUGGCGAGGUGGUGGAUUUUAAUCGUUUGUCUGACAGAUGUCCUCCCUCCCCGUUGCUCGGGGGUUCAUGUGUACGUGAGAGAUGAGAAGAGGUAUGCCGUGCUGUUCCAGUCAGUGGUCCUGCCGUGUCAGUACAACAGCGUGUCCACCCAGAUCCCCGUGGUGCAGUGGGUCUACAAGUCAUACUGUCGCGACCGCACCCGAGAUUCCUUCAGCUUCCCCGACAGCCUGAGCGGAGGACUGGGAGCAGGCGGGAUGACUGGUGGAACCGGAGGAGUCGGUGGAGGGUACGAGACAGGGAUGACGGCGGGCUACCUCGACUGCGCAGACAGCGGCCGCACAGUCCGAACUGUGGCAUCCAUCUCUGGUUCCUCAAUCACGCUGUCAGAGUACUACAAGAACAGAGACAUCUCCAUCAUCAACAAGGCAGACCUGCGCAUAGGCGAGGUCCAGUGGGGAGACAGUGGAGUUUACAUAUGUAAAGUGGUUAUAGCUGAUGAUUUGGAGGGACAAAACGAAGCCUCCGUGGAGCUGCUGGUUCUUGGUUUCUCAGGUGUGCCUGAAGAUCUCCUGCCAGAGUUUGAUUUGAAGAUUAUGCCAGAGUGGGUGUUUGUGGCGGCAGUGGCGCUGGGCAGUGUUUUGUUCCUUCUGUUGGUUGGGGUUUGUUGGUGUCAGUGCUGUCCUCACUCGUGCUGCUGCUAUGUCAGCUGCUGGUGCUGCCCUGACACUUGCUGUUGCCCUAGACACCUAUAUGAGGCAGGUAAGGGUAUAAAGACGGGCACCUCCACCCCUCAGUCACCAGCCUACCCUCCAUACUUUGUCACUGGAGUCCCGACGAUGGUUCCUAUUGCACCCCCUUCCCUGGUGGACAAGAUGUCUUCUGUCUCACCUUCAGAUGGCAGUCUACUUACAGCAGUGCCCAUGCAUGCUGUAGGGCUUCCCUACCGCGUGCCUUCACCCCAGGAUCAGAACUCUCUCAGGGUGCUGCAGUAUGUAGAGAAACAACUGGCUCACUUCAACCCUGCCAGGUCCAACAGCCACCAAUCCUGCAGCUUGUCCGAGCUGAGCUCCCUCCAUGAGGGAGAAACGGGCUUCCGCCAAACAUACAGAAAUGUCCAAAAGAAAGCUCUGCCCGCCAUCCCCGACCACGACCCUCAGCCUGAACCCCAACGUUACCGCGAAAACCGCAGCCCAGACCCGCAGCGCUACCGUGACAAUCCCCCUUCACCACAACGAUAUCGGAGUGACCCAGACUCAGAGCCCCGCCACCGUGAGGACGAGCCCCUUCCUCCACGGCGGUACAGCGACGACCCCCCGUCCUCUUCACAGUCACGCAGGCCUGGCCGAAAUCAACGGCAACAGAAUCACAGUGACGAGGAAAACCACAAUAGGUGGAACCCUCGUUCAGAACAUCUGCAGAGAAAGACGUAUCGUACUGCAGGACGAACCGGCUCACUGGAUGAGCUGGAGGAGUUUGCUGCCUCUUACAAGCAGAAAGGAGGCAGAGGGGCAGAGAAAAGGGAAGAAGAACGGGGAGAUUAUGAGAUGGAGCUUCAGGAGUUCAGUCGAUAUCCUUCCUACAGGGAUUGUCCACCUCAGCAUUAUCACAAUGAUGAAAAUGAGCUUGAAGAUAACAGCGACCGUGAAGAUCAUCCCAGACGAAACAAGAAAAACGGACAUAUCAUAAGUCCACUUCAUUCACCCAAAAAAAGGAGAGGCACCUGGGACAAUGAGCGCCCUGUGCCACCUCCUCCCAGAGUCAGCCCACCAUCAAGUUCUUCUCAAGAGAAGGACUACGAUGGCACGUUCCUUAAUAGCCUGCUGGAACGUAAGGCUAAAUUGCGAGGGGUCGGUCAGGUUAAGAGUGGUGCCAGGGGUGAGGAAGAUUCAGACACACCCUCAAAGGGAAGCUCAAAAAAGAGCAGCAGGGAAUCUAGUCGGCAUUGCAGCCACUCACCUAGUAACAGGCCGGAGGCUGAUUCACUGCCCUCUUACUCAGAGACAGAGAGAAGCAGAACUGACAGGCCCUCUCCGCGGCCGCUCCCAGCAAACGCUCGCUCCCCUCAGCCUCCUGCACAUUCCCUGCCCGGGCGCAGAGAGGAGCCCAGAGAUAAGAGCCGGAAAGUGGGCACUCUUCUCAGCCGGGAUUCCCUCAUUGUCUGAUCAUGUGAGGACUUCAGACAGACUCUACAGGAUCUGCAUGUCAGCUGGUGAAAGACAUUACUUCUAGUGUGUAUAUAUGCAGAGUACAGCUGACCUCGAAGGAGAGCUGAAUGAAGAAAUGGACACUUUCACUAUCGAGACUGUUACUGGGGGUUUCUGCCUGUGACGACACUGGAUGAUGAAGUCAUCGUUGUUCAGUUUCUGUCACCGGCUGCCUCAUAUGUAUCUCAGCUGGACUAACACCGAACUUAUGUGGGCUGGGUGUAUGACCUGGACUGUCCCUCCCAGCAGGACACUGUCCGUCUCCCCUCGUCCCUUUAGAAAAGGCUCCGAAGAGACUUGCUCAACGUUUCCAGCACAAUGAGUGCAUUCAUUUCCAUUUGAUGAGAUAUCUGCUUUUAAAGAGGCACAGUUGUAGAAUAGAAGGUUUAUGACAACACCAUUAUUGUAAAGGACAUAUUGUAGCUUCAGUCGUUUAACAAUACAAGCAAUGUGUCAUUCAGUCACAUAUUCAGGGACUAAAGCGCCUAAUUCAGACAGCUUUGGCAAGGAGAUUUUAAUGUUGACUAAAGCUGGAAGUAGUAACCAAAAUGACCAAAUGUUGAUAUGCAUGUAAUGUAUAUACUUAUAGAGGGGGUGGACAAAAUAAUGUAAACAUAGAAAGGGACUCUUAAAGCUGCAGUAAGCUUAAUUUUAAACGUCAGGACAUCCGCAGUGUUAAUCUUUCAAAAUGUUUCUGUCACUAUUAAAAAAAUAUUUGGUUAAUGUGACCCCUGCUGCUCAGCACCAAACAGUAGAGAGACAUGUAGAGACUAGUUGGUGAACAUAGCAGAGCUAAAGAGCCAGAUGUUUCCCUCAUGAAAAAACUAAAAACAAGAGUGAAUAUUGGACCUAGAUUCAUCGGCUGACCAGAAACGUGAAUGCUGAAGUGAAAGUGUUUGCUAAAACUUGCUUACAGCUUCAUCUAAUGCCCCCAUGUGGUCAAAAUAAUCUUAACAUUUCUUUAAAGGUCCAGUUCAUAAGAUUCAGGGGGCUAUAUUUACAGAAUUUGCCAAAAAUAGAACAUAUGAAGGAUCAUUAUGUUUUUUUUAAACAAUGAUUUUAUAUCUACCAGGUCCUUUUUUACACUAAAAAUUAGAUAAUGAUAUGAGGCACUUGCAAUCAGUUCUGCACUGCUAGAUACUUUUUAAUCCUACGCACUGGUCCUUUAUGUGACUUAGUCAUAUUUGCCAAUGAGCUGAAUAAUAUUUAAGGUUUAAUGCCAUGUAGCAAAAUUUAUCAGCUAGAAAAGAAGUCUGUUAAUUGACUUUAACAUAAGAACUCAUACAGAGCUCUGAAUGUGUCCAAACUGCAGGAGUGUUUGUCAUAAAUCAAUCAUGACAUCAUAGAGUAUAUUAAUUAAAGGAAUAAGGAUUUGAAUUAAUACUGCAGGUGGGCCUCUGAACUACUGUGACCCACAUUUGUUGUGAUUUGGUGGUGAUUUAAUCACUUCUAAGUCACAGUGCGUUUGUUACAUUAUUUUGUCUCCACCCUGUGUGUCAGUUCAUCUCCUACCACCCAGUUUCCUCACUGAGGAUCACGAAAGGUUCGUCUUAUCUUAAAACUUAUUGGUUCGCACAAAGUAACUAUUUCCUUUGAGGCACUAAAACCUGAUGGAUUUUGUAUUUUUUGUGAACAGCCGUCUGCUUUUAGAAGGUUUUUUUACUACAGUAUGAAGAGAUUUUUAUAUGUAAACUCGACCUACUGUAUUUAUGCGCGUGGUGUGAUACGAUCGUUGUAAUUUGUAAAUGAUUAUGUUUGUCUAAACUUUCCAGUGUGACUGUGUAUAUAAGAUGAAGAGUCUUUGAUUUGAGUACUGUUAUUUCUUAUCACUGCUGAGUCAACAGCUAAACCAACACCUUCAUGUGUUAUCAACAUACAAAACACACAUUAGCCAGAUUUUCUGUUAGUAGUAUUACUUAUUUUGUCCUAACAUGACACCUUGCAGUAUUUCAUAAUUCCUCCGUGUUGGGUCAGCUUAUCUUGGGAAAAGUCCAACAUCAGUGUUAAGUUGUCUUCCAUCAUGUUUUCUGCUCUCUGGUACUGACAAGUCUGUGUGUGUGUGUGUGUGUGAGAGAGAGAGAGAGAGAGAGAUGACUCUUUACUUUUCUGUAAAGGAGACAAUGUGUAAUGGAGUAUGACUCAUGUCUUUGUUCAUUGUUGUAAUCACAGACUGCCUGUCUUUACUACACAGCUGUGUCAAAACUCACAUAUCGGUUCUGCCAGCUCAACCACAGAUAUCUGUGUCGCAGUUGUUGCCAUCCACAUAAAUAAUUUGUUACAACACUCGAGUCCAUAAAGUGUCUGAUUAUAAAAAACAGUUUUCAACUGUUAAGAUUCAAGAAACGAUGUCCUAAAGUCAACUAUGUACAUUUACAACUACUUUACAGUUCUGACAUAGUUGUACUUGAAUAUUCAGCGUUUAAUGCUACUUCAUCCUGCUGCUUCUCAAUCUUUUAAUGUUUUUUGACUGCACUACAUUUAUCUGACAGUUUUAGUUAUUCUAGAGGAAGACAUGCAUACAUUGUUUUAUAUGUAACUGCCCAACAGUAUAUAAAAUAUUCAAAAUCAGUUCUCUUUAACCAACAACAAAAUGCUGCCUGUGUAUUAAAGCAUUAGAAGUAACAACAAUGCCGUAAUGUAACACUAACGUUUUUAUAUAAUUUAUUUAGUUUAUAUAAAAGAACACAGAAUCCUCUGAAGAUCAAGGAUCAGGACUUUUACUUUUAAUUGAGUUAAAGAUUAAAGAAGUUUCUUCCA
This is a messenger RNA of Larimichthys crocea (large yellow croaker), 5107 nucleotides long. Its product is annotated as immunoglobulin-like domain-containing receptor 2. Bases 77 to 2308 code for a protein of 743 amino acids. Gene Ontology annotation, biological process: pancreas development. NCBI's taxonomy places the organism in Eukaryota, Metazoa, Chordata, Actinopteri, Sciaenidae. Gene Ontology annotation, cellular component: membrane. The transcript has 10 exons. The record is from RefSeq and is a predicted model, not a curated record.